Molecule: messenger RNA, 2533 nt
Organism: Nycticebus coucang (slow loris)
Lineage: Eukaryota; Metazoa; Chordata; Mammalia; Primates; Lorisidae
Exons: 2
Coding region: 420-1622 (400 amino acids)
Source: RefSeq, a predicted model, not a curated record
CUGGAAAUAAAAACUUCAAGAAAGACAACCCCAGGAGCCUUGACAAUCCUAAGACAGAGAAAUUGGGACAUAAUGCUCUUUUGAAUGGAGAAGGUGAGUCAAGAAGUUAUCACACAUCUCUCCAGGAAAAAUACCCUUUGGGUGAAAAACACAAGAGCCCUUUCAUAAAGCACUCAGAAAAUCCUCCCACAUCCCAGAGGAUUGAGACCAAGUAUGACAUUAUGCACACAGUGUGGGAGCGUGCUCACAGCGAGGCCAUCUCAACAGCACCAGAGAAGAAAGCGGUGACCCUCCGGAGCAGCAAGUCUCUGAAGGGGAGGCAUCUGUUCCAGGAAGUCACCCUGGCUGAUCUGGAGUCUGGUCCAGAGAGUCAGGUGGGGUCUGUCCAAAGGGUCAGUUUGAUUUGGGAAGCUUGAGUGAUGCAUGAAUCUAGUGGGCCAAAGCUUGAUUUUCGAGAGUCAAAGGAUGUGAUUGGGGGCAAUUGCCUGUCGCCCAGAUGGACAGGUAGGGUUGUAGGGAGCUGGCAUGAAGUGGUCAAUGAAGAGCCCCAUUGUCCUGGGACCACCUCCAUGAGCACUGUCAAGGCUUCUGUCUGGGAUACCCAGCAUGAAGGGCCCGAAGGGACUGGACACAAGCCAGGAGUAGAAGCAAGGGGUCCCCCCCAGGAGUGCUGCCUGGAUCCUCCUUCCAAGGCUAAGGUUGAGCCCUUUGAAUUCCAAGCACAAGCACAUCCAGAUGUGUCUCCUGUGCAGAAAGGGACCCUUACUGCACCUGCCAGUGAGGGUGACCAAAGGCUGGUCCAGAUACCAGAGCCUGAAGUCAAAAUGAGGAAAGCUGGUUUGAUUGACCAGAGAAUGGACAGAUGGAGACGGCGGACUCUACCCCAUGAUGUGAAAUUUGAUGCAUUUGGUUUCCUCACCCCAAAGAACUCGUCGAAGGUGGAGGAGAGGCAGACUGAUUAUUUGACUCACACACCUGGUGCCUUAAAAAAACCUCAGUUAUCCCCCAAUAGCGUGGAGACCCAGGAGGUGAACCCAGGUGCUUUACAGGACCAGACUGUCUCAGUGGUAAAGCAAGGGUCACCUGUGGAACCCAAGACAAUAUUUUUUGCAGUAACCUAUCAGAUUCCUGAUAUUCAAAAGGCAAAGGGUGUUGUUAUGUCAGCGCUUGACAACUUGCUGGAACAUUCUAGAAAAGUCACUCCACCUUCCUCUCCUCAUUCUUUCACACCAAUUUUGGUUUCUCUUAACCAUGAAGAGCCACUGGAGGCAGUGGGCAGUAAAAACUGGACUAAGGGAAGAGUGCAUGAAAAUGUAAGUGUUUCAAAAAAUCUGAAGCCGACAGAGUGCCCAUCAUCUGUUGGGGACAAGAUUCUGGAAACUUCUAGGGAAAAAGUCAUCAAUGUGGAUGCUUUAUGGCGUCAUCCAGGAUCCGAAGAUGGCACUGGUUUUCAGAACAAUUGGAAGGAUACCAGGAGCAGGAUGUCCCCUAGCAACACUGCUCCGAAAACUACCCCGACUUUGAAGAAUCGUCCAAAGGAUCUCGUCAGAAGGACAGAGGUGAUCAGUGAGAUGUUCCCAGGCAAGAUCAAAGAUGGCUACAGAUUGAGUGUGCUGGACUGAUGGCUGAGUACCAGGAGCUGUCUAACAAAGUCCCUGGCGAGGCUCAGGAGUGGAAGGAGAGCCGGACUUUGGUGCCCAGCAGCUCACCUUGGGAGAGGCCAGGUGGGGUGGGACAGAGGAGGAAGAGCCUGAAGGACACCUCCGAAGCAGAGGGUCUCCGGAAACAAGCUGCUCCAGAAACAAAGCACAGCUCUCCUAGUUCAGGCAGGCAGCCGGCAGAGACCCUAGGGGCAGCCACGAACACCAAAGCCAGCUCUCCUUUGUGGGCUCUGCCACGGGUGAAUUCCUUCUGAGAGGUAUCCAGGGGUCUCUUCUGUCCCUGAAGGCUCCAGGAAAAAGGCUUAGGAAUUACAGAGGAAGACAACAAUGCCUUUGCCAGUAAACAUCACAAUGCAAAGUGUCCAAACGACCCAGCUGAGUUGAAGAAGUCCUUUAGUCAGGAGGAUCUGGGAGGGAGGGUCAGAGUGUCACCCAAAUCACCCCCUGCUGACUGGAAGAAAGGGAGUCUGAGGAAAUCCGCUGAGUGGAGAGAGGAAGACAUUGUGGCCCAGUGGGGAGACCACCCACAUGACUGUGGCAGGUCGCCCAUGGAUGUCAAGAGGGCCUAUUCAGAGAAGGGGCCCCCUACCAUGAUUCAAGAUGGUCUGUCCAUCAUGCAUGAAGCCAGAGAGAGGAGGAGAGAGCAGCCCAAAGAGAGACACAGCCUCCCGGGGGAGAGUUCAAAGGCCAAACUGGGGCCCUCCUGUUGGGAGUCAGGGACUCCAGAUGGUCACAAGUUGCUGCCUCGGGACCUGGAGAAGGAGAAUGUCAUCCAGGACAGUGAGCACCCGCCCUGGCACAUGAGCCCUGCGGCCUUGGGUCCCCGAAGAAGCCACAGCUUCUCUAAGGACAAGAGGAGUGGGCCCUUUGUG